Rosa rugosa (rugosa rose) is the source of this 3861-nucleotide messenger RNA. RefSeq lists its product as uncharacterized. Bases 1 to 3861 code for a protein of 1286 amino acids. The record is from RefSeq and is a predicted model, not a curated record. NCBI's taxonomy places the organism in Eukaryota, Viridiplantae, Streptophyta, Magnoliopsida, Rosales, Rosaceae. Gene Ontology annotation, molecular function: nucleic acid binding; RNA-DNA hybrid ribonuclease activity. The transcript has 4 exons.
AUGCAUGAUCUGCCUCCGUUAUCAAGUGUUUGUAAUGUUGGAUUCUCUGCUUCAACCAGUACACAAGCAACUUUUGGUCACUGCCCACCUGAGGAGGAUAAGCUGAAACUUUCAGCAUGUAAUGUUUCAUCCUCCCAUCCUGAUAAGUGGGGAGGAGGUCACUAUGACAUGUUAGGGUUACCUUCCCCCUCCACUGUGUUUAUAAUGUUUAAAAUCAUUUCUUGGAAUGUGCGUGGUGCUGGAUGGAAGAAGUUCAAGUCAGCUAUUGCUGACCUUAUCCAAAUGCAAAAGAUAGAUAUUCUUAUAAUCUGUGAACCUAGAGUACAAUUCUCUAAGGUUCAAAAUUUCUUAAGAAAACUUGGGUUUCCUGAUGCUGAAGUUGUAGAGGCAGCUGGGUUCUCUGGAGGUAUUUGGAUUCUUUAUGACAGAAACAAGAUUGAUAUUGAAUUUGUAGAUAGCAAUAUGCAAUCUCUGUCAGUUAAGGUAACUGGGUUGAGCCACCAAAAUUGGUUGCUCACUGCUGUUUAUGCUAACCCCUGCUUUACGGUCAGACAAAAUUUAUGGAGAUAUCUUAGUCACAUUAACAGUAACUUGCAAUUACCGUGGCUAGUCAUUGGUGAUUUCAAUGAACUGCUGAGUUGUGACGAUAAAAAUGGGGGCGCUUUAGUGGGAAGAUUUGGAGGACUAAGAAGCUGGGUUCAUGAUGCUGCAAUGAUUGAUAUGGGAUACAUGGGUACUGCCUAUACUUGGACUAACAAAAGAGUUAAAGAGAGAUUAGAUAGGGGAUUUUGUAAUGGAGAUUGGAGAAUGUUAUUUCCUGAUGCUUUGAUACACCACCUUCCCAGGCUGAAAUCGGACCACUGCCCAAUUCUUGUUCAAUCUCAUUCUAACAGUGAUGCUCAUGGGGUAAAUAAGCCAUUUCGAUUUCAUGCUAUGUGGUUUAACCAUGCUAAUUAUGCUGAUUUCGUGCAGAAUUUUUGGGAGUCUAACGAUGAGAACAUCAUUGAGAAAAUUCAAUCUCUUGGGGUCGCUCUACAAGAUUGGAAUGACAAUGUCUUUGGGAACAUCUUUAGAAGAAAGAGGAGAUUACUUGCUAGACUUAGCGGAGUUCAGAAGGCUCUGGACACCAGAAGCAACCCAUACCUUUUCAAGUUGGAAGAGGAGCUAAUAAAGGACUAUGAGCUGUUAAGGGACCAAGAAGCUAUGUAUUGGCAACAGAAAGCAAGAGUUAAAUGGCUGAAGGAGGGUGAUAAAAACUCUAAAUUUUUUCAUCUUACUACUCUGUUAAGACGAAGAAGAAACAAGAUUGAAGGAUUACUAGAUGAGCAAGGCAACUUAUGUUCUGAAGCUGUGACGAUGAGAACUAUUGCCACGAAGUUCUUUGAAGCUCUCUUUACUCUUCAAGAGCCUAAGGAUUCCAGGUUUGUCAUUCCUUACCUAUUUCCUCAACUUUCUAAUAGGGACAUUUCUUGGAUGCAGAGAGAUAUUUCAAAUGUUGAAAUUAAAGCUGCUAUGUUUAGUAUCGGUAGCCUUAAAGCCCCAGGAGGUGAUGGCUACCCAUCGAUUUUUUACCAGAAGCAUUGGGAUUUAUGUGAAAAUGAACUCAAGAAGUGUUACAUAAGUUCAAAAACUCUAAGGGCAGGAAAUGUUUUUUUCAGCUGGAAAAUUGACCUAUCCAAGGCCUAUGAUAGAUUAAAUUGGAGUUUCAUUGAACAUGUCCUUCAUGAGGCUCAGUUCCCCUAUCAUUUGGUGAAACUUAUCAUGGAAUGUGUUACUUCCACCAGCUUCCAAGUGUGUGUUAAUGGAGAACUUUCGACUACUUUUAAGGCUGGAAGAGGUAUAAGGCAGGGUGAUCCUCUCUCCCCUUACUUAUUUGUUCUUUGUAUGGAAAAGCUUUCACACCUCAUUAAUAGUGCUAUUGAAAUUGGGGAAUGGAAGCCAGUCAAAGCUUCUGGAUCUGGUCCCCACAUUUCACAUCUCUUUUUUGCAGAUGACCUCAUACUCUUUGCUGAAGCCACUGAUCAUCAAGCAAGGAUUUUGAAGCAAUGCUUGGAAGUGUUUUGUAAUUUAUCUGGACAAACAAUAAAUUUUGAUAAGUCCCUGAUUUUCUACUCCCCUAAUGUGAGUAAUGCUUUAGCUGCAGAUAUUAGCAGGUUAUGUGGAUCAACUCUUACAAAAGACAUGGGAAAGUAUCUUGGUAUGCCUCUUGUUCAUGCAAGGAUUACUAAACACACAUAUGCAGGUAUUGUCGAUAAAGUCCAAGGUAGACUAGCUGGCUGGAAAUGCAAAACCCUUAGUCUUGCUGGAAGGUUAACUUUGAUCCAAGCUGUCACUUCCUCUAUACCUAUUUAUGCAAUGCAAACUACAAAAUUGCCUAUCUCUAUUUGUUCUUCAUUGGACAAAUUAAAUAGGGAUUUUCUGUGGGGUGACUGCAAUGGGAAGAAAAAGAUCCAUCUUGCCCGAUGGGAUAUGAUCUGCAAACCAAAGGAUCUUGGUGGUGUUGGCAUUAAAUCUUCUAUCCAUAUGAAUCAGGCAAUGCUUGCCAGGGGCACUUCCAUUAAGUUUUGGACUGAUAGAUGGUUACAAAAUGGCCCCCUACUCAACUGUGCAAGAAUCACUGAGAAUAUUGAUCUCAACAUUUCUGUCAAGGAUUGUUGGUCUAAUGGAGGGUGGAAUGUCAGUUUUCUGGAGCAACACUUUGAUGAGAAUACUAUUAGCAGAAUUUUAAGCAUGCCUGUGGGACUUGUAGGUGGUGGAGAGGAUAAAAUUAUCUGGAGUGGAACUUCUAAUGGCCGUUUCUCAGUGAAAUCUGCAUACUUAUCCUUAUUUGCUGAUGAGAACUAUGAAUUUGCUUGGAAAUUCCUAUGGAGAAUGUGUCUGCCUCCAAAAUUAAAAAUAUUUUUGUGGCUGAUUAUUCAAGGUAAACUCCUCACUAAUGCUGAAAGGAUGAAGAGAAGGCUCACAAGUGAUAAUUCUUGUCCUAUAUGUCAUACUCAUUAUGAAUCCUUAUUGCACUUGCUAAGAGAUUGCCCUAGAGUAAACAAAAUUUGGCAGGAGAUCAACUGUUUUGACAGUAUUAGAAGAGCUAUGCAAAUUGAUUGGGCAGGAUGGCUAGCUGCUAAUGGUUAUUGCACAAUGAAGUGUUACGGCAGAAUGAAUUGGAAUGUCCUAUUUACCUUCACUUGUUGGUAUAUUUGGAAAUGGAGGAAUAAAAAUAUUUUUGAAGAAGGAUUUCAAUUCCCUAUUAACCCAGUUAAGGUCAUUAUGGAUAGUGCCACCGAAUGGUAUCUUGCUCAGGAAAAGAAGAAUACAAGGACCGACCAGACUACUGUGGCUUUGAAGUGGCUUAAACCUGGUAAUGGGUGGGUCAAAUUGAAUGUCGAUGGUGCUAGAGCUAAGUUAAAUGGAAAAAUAGGAGCUGGAGGGGUUCUUAGAGAUCAGCAUGGUAACUGGAUACAUGGAUUUGCUGCUCAUAUUGGGCAAGGUCAGGUUUUGGAAGCCGAGACAUGGGGCAUGUUACUGGGUUUACAAAUGGCUGCUAAUCUUGGGGUGGACAAAGUGGUCGUAGAAUGUAAUUCUGAAGUGUUGGUUAGUCUGAUGAAUAAUGGAGUUGAUGAUCUGCAUCCUUUAAAGACAGUUAUCAACUUUUGUCUACACCUACAAAGUAGCUUCUCCGAGUGUGUGAUAAGCCACGUGUUUCGAGAAGUUAAUACGGUUGCGGAUGGCCUUUCAAGAUGCAAUCUAUCUGCUGAGAUUGGUGCUAUCUACUUUGAGCAACCUCCUCCACAGGUUACUAACCUUGUGUUAGAUGACUUGUGUGAAGUCCUUAGAUAUAGGAAAGUUGCAACAACCAUUGGCUGA